Molecule: messenger RNA, 5253 nt
Organism: Tinamus guttatus (white-throated tinamou)
Lineage: Eukaryota; Metazoa; Chordata; Aves; Tinamiformes; Tinamidae
Source: RefSeq, a predicted model, not a curated record
AUGGCUUUGCAGUGUAUGGAUGAUUCCAGGCCUUGUAUUAAUGAGGGACGGUGCAUUCCCUAUCAAAAUGGUACAGGAUAUUGCAAGUGUCGGGAAGGCUUUCUGGGAGACUACUGCCAGUACAGGAACCCCUGCGAGAACAACACCUGCAGGAACGGGGGAACCUGUGAAACGACGUCCCUCAUAGGAAAGGCGACGUGCAGAUGUGCCCCCGGCUUCCGCGGAGAGGAGUGUCAGUACUCCGAGUCGCACGUCUGCUUCGUGUCCCAGCCCUGCCUGCACGGAGGAACCUGCCAUCCCCACAGCCAGGAGAGCUACGAGUGUGCCUGUGCCCCGGGGUACACAGGGAGGGACUGCCAGUGGAUUGAUGCCUGCACGUCUCAGCCUUGUGCCAAUGGAAGUACAUGCACAGUAUCCGGGAACAAGUUCUCCUGCAUCUGUCCACCUGGCUAUACUGGCCAGAGGUGUGAGAUAGAUGUAAACGAAUGUGCUACUUCAGCCCUCUGUCAGCACGGGGGGACCUGUGUCAACGUGCCUGGCUCGUACCGAUGCCAGUGCAAGCCGGGCUUCACGGGGCACCGCUGCGAGAGCCCCUACGUGCCGUGUUCGCCCUCGCCCUGCAUGAACGGGGGGACCUGCCAUCAGACCAGUGACUUCACCUUCGAGUGCAACUGUCUGCCAGGUUUUGAGGGAAGCAUCUGUGAGCGGAACGUCGAUGACUGCCCAAACCAUAAUUGCCAAAACGGGGGGAUAUGUGUGGACGGCGUGAACACGUACAACUGCCGCUGCCCACCGCAGUGGACAGGCCAGUUUUGCACUGAAGAUGUCGACGAGUGUCAGCUCCAGCCCAACGCUUGUCAGAACGGGGGGACCUGCACGAACCACAACGGCGGCUACGCCUGCGUCUGCGUCAACGGCUGGAGUGGCGACGACUGCAGCAAGAACAUCGACGACUGCUUCACUGCCUCCUGUGCCAAUGGAUCCACCUGCAUUGAUCGAGUGGCUUCUUUUUCGUGCAUUUGUCCAGAAGGAAAGGCAGGUCUUCUGUGCCACUUGGAUGACGCCUGCGUUAGCAAUCCAUGUCAGAAGGGUGCUCUGUGUGACACUAAUCCUGUGAACGGUCAUUACAUCUGCACUUGUCCUCAAGGCCAUAAGGGAGCAGACUGCACUGAGGACGUGGACGAAUGUGCAAUGGCAAACAGCAAUCCGUGUGAACAUGCUGGGAAAUGUGUAAACACAGAGGGCUCUUUCCACUGCGAGUGUUUGAAGGGUUAUACAGGACCUCGGUGUGAAAUGGACAUCAACGAAUGCCAUUCAAAUCCGUGUCAGAACGAUGCCACCUGCCUGGACAAAAUUGGAGGAUUCACGUGUUUGUGUAUGCCAGGAUUUAAAGGUAUUCACUGUGAAGAAGAUAUUGAUGAGUGUCUCAGUAAUCCCUGUGUGAACAACGGAGUGUGUCUCAACAAAGUGAACCGCUUUCUCUGUGUCUGUCCUCCUGGUUUUGCUGGCCUUUUGUGUGAGGAGAAUAUCAACAACUGUGAUCCUGAUCCUUGCCACCAUGGUGAAUGUCAGGAUGGGAUUGAUUCGUACACGUGCAUUUGCAAUCCUGGCUACAUGGGUGCCAUAUGCAGUGAGCAGAUAGAUGAAUGCCACAGCAACCCCUGCCUCCACCAAGGGCGCUGCAUCGAUUUGGUGAACGGCUACCAGUGCAACUGCUUGCUGGGCACCUCGGGGGUGAACUGUGAAAACAACUUUGAUGACUGUGCAAGUAACCCCUGUGUUCACGGGGACUGUAUUGAUGGCAUUAAUCGCUACAACUGCGCUUGCAAACCUGGAUUUACAGGCCCACGAUGUAGUGUGGAUAUUGACGAAUGCACAUCCAGCCCCUGUCACAAUGGUGGAACAUGUAUAAAUGAGAUCAAUGCGUUUCGGUGCGUGUGUCCUGAAGGCUACCAUCACCCUCACUGCCAGUCCCAGGCAGAUGGCUGUCUGAGUAAUCCCUGUGUACAUGGCAACUGCACACAUGUGGCUACUGGGUACAAGUGUGUCUGUGACCCAGGCUGGAUAGGAGAUUUCUGUUCUACAGAAGGGAAUGAAUGUAAAUCAAACCCCUGCCAGAACGGAGGAACUUGCGAGGAUCUGUUGAAUGGCUAUAGAUGCACCUGUAGGAAAGGAUUCAAAGGUGUGAACUGCCAGGUGGUGGUGGCUCCUUGUUCCCCCGACCCGUGUGAGAACUCAGGGAUCUGCCAGGAAUCUCCUGACUCCGAAGGCUACACGUGCCUCUGUGCCCCUGGCUGGGAAGGGGAGAGAUGUACAGUGGACAUUGACGAGUGCCUCUCCAAACCCUGCAAAAACCAUGCUCUGUGCCACAAUAUUCAAGGCAGUUACCUGUGCGAAUGUCGUCCCGGCUUCACUGGCGGAGACUGUGACAGUAACAUUGACGACUGCCUUUCCAACCCUUGCCAAAAUGGAGCUUCGUGUGUGGAUGGGAUCAACUCUUUCUCGUGCAUCUGCCUCCCCGGAUUUCACGGAGAUAAAUGUCAGACCGACACCAACGAGUGUCUGAGUGAACCCUGCAGGAAUGGAGGCGUGUGCACCCACUACGUCAACAGCUACACCUGCAAGUGUCAGCCUGGCUUUGAGGGAACCAACUGCGAGAACAACAUCGAUGAGUGCACAGAGAGCUCCUGUUUCAACGGAGGUACCUGUGUGGAUGGCAUCAAUUCCUUCACCUGCCAGUGUCCAGUGGGGUUUACAGGAUCCUUCUGCCUCGUGGAAAUCAACGAGUGUGAUUCGCAGCCUUGCUUGAACAAAGGCUCCUGUGUGGACAGCCUGGGGACGUACCGCUGCGUGUGUCCUUUGGGCUACACCGGCAAGAACUGUCAGACACUGAUGGAUCUGUGCAGCAAGUCUCCCUGUAAGAACAACGGCACGUGUCUCCAGAAGGCCGCGCAGACGCAGUGCCUCUGUCCCUCUGGCUGGACCGGCGCGUACUGCGACGUGCCCAACGUCUCCUGCCAGGUGGCAGCUUCACAAAGGGGAGUCACAGUGCACCAGCUGUGUCAACACUCUGGCCAUUGCCUCAACGUUGGAAACACGCACAGGUGCCAAUGCCGCGUGGGUUACACGGGCAGCUACUGCGAGGAGCAGCUGGAUGAAUGCGAGUCCAGCCCGUGCCGCAACGGGGCUACCUGCCGGGACCACCUGGGCGGGUACCAGUGCGAGUGUGUGGCUGGAUACCAGGGGGUCAACUGUGAAUAUGAAGUGGAUGAGUGCCAGUUUCAGCCCUGCCAGAAUGGAGGAACAUGCAUAGACCUCGUCAAUCAUUUCAAGUGCUCCUGUCCACCAGGAACUCGGGGCCGCCUGUGCGAGGAGAACGUCGAUGACUGCGCCCCGGACUCCGGCGUGCCCCGCUGCUUCAACGGGGGCCAGUGCAUUGACCAGAUCGGGGGCUACAGCUGCGUGUGUCCCCCGGGCUUCGCGGGCGAGCGCUGCGAGGGGGAUAUCAACGAGUGCCUCUCCAACCCGUGCAGCCCUCGGGGAAGCCUGGACUGCGUUCAACUGGUCAAUGACUAUAGAUGCAUCUGUCGUAGCGCUUUCAUUGGUCGUCACUGUGAGAGCGUCUUAGAUGUGUGUCCCCAGAAGCCGUGCCAGAACGGAGGCACCUGUGCUGUUGCCAGCAACAUGCCCGACGGCUUCAUCUGCCAGUGCCCGCCGGGUUAUUCUGGGUCAAAAUGCGAGUUCAGCAGCCACAGUACUUGCGGGCAAGUGAAAUGCAAGAAGGGGGAACAGUGCAUCCAGACAUCGUCUGGUCCCCGGUGCUACUGCCCCAAGCUGUCUGCAGGAGAGGAGUGCCAGACACACAGCGGCUGUGCCAGCGUCCCCUGCCAGAACGGCGGCAUCUGCCACCCUCGUUCUCAGCCUCCCUACUAUUACUGUCAGUGCCCUGAUCAUGCCCAAGGCAGCCAGUGUGAACAGCUUGCUCAUCCCAGCCAAGAGCCCCAAGGAUGUUUGGAUUCCCACUGUGCCGACAAAGCAAGGGAUGGCUACUGCGAUGAGGACUGCAACACCCAUGCGUGCCAGUGGGACGGAGGCGACUGCUCCUUGACAAUGGAAGAUCCCUGGGCCAACUGCUCCUCUUCGCUGCGCUGCUGGUUGCUUUUCAAUGGGCAGUGCGAUGACUUCUGCAACACACCCGAGUGCCUGUUUGACAACUUCGAAUGUCAGCAAAACAGCAAGGCGUGCAAGUACGACACGUACUGUGCCGAUCACUAUGCAGACGGGCGCUGUGACCAGGGCUGUAACAGCGAGGAGUGUGGCUGGGACGGCCUGGACUGCGCUGGUGACAAGGCUGAGAAACUAGCAGAGGGGACCCUCAUCAUCGUGGUCUUGAUGCCCCCUGACGAGCUGCUGGGGGACGUGCGCACCUUCCUGCGCACUCUAGGAACUCUGCUCCACACCAACCUCAGGAUCAAGCUGGACUCCCAGGGAAACCCCAUGGUCUUCCCAUACUAUGGGGAGAAAUCCGCAGCACGGAGUCGGCGAUCCCUCGUGAUCAUACGCAAGCAGAGAGAGCUGGAGCAGGAGGUCAUUGGCACCAGAGUGUUCCUGGAGAUUGACAACCGUCAGUGUGCGGAGGACUCGGAGCAGUGCUUCCACAACACAGAAGCUGCCGCGGCUCUCCUAGCUGCUCAGGCCAUCAAGGGCAUGUUGCCCUAUCCCUUUGUGUCUGUCCAAAGUGAACCAUUGCUGCCACCGAAGACCCAGUUGCUUUACCUCCUUGCCGUGGCAGCUUUAAUCAUCCUCUUAAUCCUCCUCUUGGGCGUGAUGAUGGCAAAGCGCAAGCGCAAGCACGGCUCGCUGUGGCUCCCUGAGGGCUUCAUUCUGCGCAGAGACCCCAGUAACCACAAGCGCAGAGAGCCAGUGGGGGAAGAUGCAGUCGGGCUCAAGAACCUGGCGGUGCAGAUCCCCGAGGGUAACCUGGCUGACUCUGGACCAACCGAGCACUGGGCAGGUGACGGCGGACCUCAGCCCAAGAGAGCAAAGGCUGAGGAUCAGGCCUUGCUGCCGGAAGGCGACGAGCAGGUGGAUCAGCGCCAGUGGACACAGCAGCACCUGGAGGCAGCAGACAUCUGUGGAAGCACCUCGCUCGCCCUGACACCGCCUCAGGCCGACCAAGAAGUGGACGUUCUGGAUGUCAAUGUCAGAGGGCCAGAUGGUGUACCUGUACAGUUUUUCAGUUGUACCUAUCAG